CGCUCACACACUCCCACACUUUGUUUCCAUUUCAGCUCCAGUCUCGCCGUGGCCAAGACGCACCAUCUCACACACACACACACACACACACACACACACAACCCGCCUGCGGGCUAUAGCCUAUAGCUACCUGUGCGCACUGCGGCCAGUCCCUUCUUCCGGUCAGAAACAGAUCCAAAGAGAGAGAGAGAGAAACUAAAAGACGGGUCCAGGCUGAAGAGGGGGAACAGACACUCAGAGACAGGAGGGGAAGAGAAGCCGCAACUUGGCUGAUUUCAACCCAGGCGGUCUGAACUUCUCGGCUCAUCGGAGAAGGAAUUAUUCGGAGCCCGGGUUGCGCCCCCCCCCCCCAACACACAGCGCUGUUGUGGAUAUUUAGAAGAAUGGCGAGAGAUUACGCCGCACGCUGCCCGGUCUCUCCGGUGAGAAACACUUGGCUGGUGGCAGCAGCGAUCCUCCUCGCAGCCCAAGGUAUCGCGGCUCAGAAAGUGCGAGUCGACGAGGAAGUGGAGGCGAAUCCCGCGGAGUCUGUUGAUCUCCGCUGCCAAUUUAUUGAUGGAGGAGGCCGAACCAAACUCACCCAGGUGUCUUGGAUAUGGGAACCCAUCGAUGGCCAAAGGGACAACAUCGCUGUGUACCACCCUAUCUACGGACAGAGUUUCCCCAACCCGUCCUUCAAGGACCGAGUCAUCUUCCUCCACAACAGUCUGGAGAACCCGUCCAUCAGGAUUUCUCAGCUCAAAAUGUCCGACGCCGGCCGGUAUACCUGCGAGUACGCCACCUACCCCUCUGGAAACGAACAAGGGACGACCACCCUCAUCAUGCUUGCCAAGCCUAAGAACUCAGCCAACGUUGUGACCGUCCAGGCCGGGACCAAGUCCGUGGUGGUGGCCCAAUGCGAGGCGGCGGAAGGCAAACCGGCAGCCACCAUCAAGUGGCUGCCGUCGGUCGGAGGCAACCACUCAACCAGCACCACGAACGGGCCGGACGGCACGGUGACGGUGCGCAGCGAGUAUCGGCUGGUUCCCACGCCGGCAGAUAACGGCAGGGAAGUGACCUGCAUCGUUGACCAGAGGACCCAGCAGCAGCCGUGGGUUUACCCUGUUAAGCUCUCGGUGGAAUUCCCCCCCUCUGUGUCCAUAGAGGGCUACGACAACAACUGGUACGUCGGCCGUUCGGGCGCCGCGCUGGUCUGCAUGGCUAACGGCAACCCUCCGCCCACCAUUGUCACCUGGACCGCGGCGUCUGGUGCUCUGCCAGACUCGGUGGAGGUGAGCGGCAACAAGUUGAUGGUGAGGAAGGUGGACGACGCCGUCAACACCACUUUCAUCUGCGAGGUCAAGAACAAGCACGGGGCCAGCAAACUCCAGAUCACCACCAUCGUCAUCGAAGCCCUGGAGGAUCCGUCAAGUGCCAGCGUUGUGGCGGUCGCCGUGAUCUGCUCACUCCUGGCCCUGCUGUUGGUUGUCGCGCUCGUUGCCGUUCUCCUGACCCGGAGUCGCCGGCGGCAGAGGCGCGGCUUCCCCAGCAGCGGGGACGCCAUAGCGGCCGGCAGCGGUGGCAGCAAUGGCGGCGACUAUGGCAACAAAGCCUGCCUGCUCUUCAGCGGGACUGGCAACGAUGGCAGCAAGAACGGGACGGGCGCCAACAACAACGGGCCCGUGCCCAUCUACGCGUACCGCGAGGGCUGCGACGCCACGGGGACUCUAACGGAAAAGGCCAAUAACUACCACCAUCAUCAUCUCCACCACGCCUCCAUGGGCAACCCCGCCUCCGCCCACAACAUCCUCCUUAGCGGCGAGAUAGACGAAGCUGAGAGGAGGAAGUUCGACCUGGACGACAGCAUGGAGGAAGAGUACGACCGGUUUGGAGGCAUCGGGGGAGGCGGGGACAUGCUACCUCCAGCCUAUCACGUCCACAGAGGCCGCGGCGGGGAAGAAGAAAUGGACGUGUACCUCGACGACGACAUGGAGUCUCAGAGAGACGGCUCUGUCAUUUCCCGGACUGCCAUUUAUGUCUGAGGACGGAAGAGAGGGCUGGGAAUAGAGAAAGGAGACGUGGAUGGAAGAAGUGGUGAGUUGGAGCCAGCCUUCUUCCCCACCAACAUAAAUCAACAUCGCUUCUAUCGGCUAAACACCUUCCCGCUUCACAUUCAACCCGAUUAAAGAGAUGGCAUCAAUUACAUCCUCUCCGCUUGGCCCCGACUGUGUAAUAUUAUAAAAGAGGAUUAAAAGAAAAGUGAUUAAAAAAGAAAACAAAGUCAAGUUGAAGCUGAUGAAGGAAAAUGUGUUAUGGCGGUUAGCGGGCUGUGGCUGAACAUGUGACUGAAUGUGUUUAAUUGCGGAGACGGAUUUUGUUCGGUGUCAGCCAAAUAAAACAAAACGAAAAGAAGAAAAAAAAAACGACUGCAAAAAGCCAACAAAAACCACAGCGACUCCUGAUGCGACGCCGCUUGAUGCUACGCUCUUUGUUUUGUCAGCUUUGCCAGUGUGUGAUUGUGUUGAGUGGACUCCAUUGUUUGUGUUUUUAUACCUCCGCAGAGCCAUUCAAAAAUCGCCUUCCUGUUUCAAAAAUAAAUUUGAAAAAAAAAAACAGACAACAACCUUCAUCAACAUGUUGAACUCCACGUCAAACUGUCCAAACGGCUUCUGUGGAUAGUGCCACUGUGCUGCGUACUCUUCGUUUUAAAACUUGAAAAGCCAAACUUGUCGCCUUGGCAACAAUGAUGGAGUUUCUGUUCAUCCCAGUGACAGCGUAUCUUUUCGGGCUUACGUACAGUGACUCUGGGUUCCUGCCCCACCCUGUGACACCACCUGGAUUCCUGAUGGGUGCCGCUGGCGAGGACGAGGGCCACUGAACUGAGAAACAUAAAAGACUUAACAGUGUGUGCUAAUGUGUGGCUGGCUGUGGUGUUAAUGAUGUGCAUCGUUUAUAUAUUGGGCGCCAUCUCACUAUAGCACAGUUGUCGUCGUCGUCGUCGUCGUUGUUGUUGUUAUUGCUCUCGUUGUAGAUGCUGUUGUUGUUGUUUUUUGAUGUUGUGCAAUGGUGUUGAUCUCGCUAAGGAAAAGACACACCGGGAGCCUUGGGGGUUUCGCACAGUACCACAUUGGGUCGGUAAUGACUCAUUUAAUGGGUAAAAACUCCACCGACUCUAUUUUUUCUUCUCAUUUGCUCUUUCUUUACUCCUCUGUCUUUUUCUUUUCUUCUUUCUGUUCCACAUGCGUCCUGCACCAUUUGUGUGUUUUGCUGACGCUCUGUCCCCACACACAUUACAUCUCUCUCUCUCGUUCUGCUCUUUCUUUAUAUACAUAAUGGCCGGCUUAGACGAGUGCCGCGAUGACUGUGUGCAGGGAGAAGGGGAUAACUUGUAUUUAUAUUCCUAUCUGGGUCGCAUUCAGCGAGGCAAAAUAUUCACCGGCUUUGUUGGAGGCUGCUGUAUUUCAUGUAUUCAUUUUCCAUGUCCUGCAGAAUGUUCUUUGGCUAUGUACCGGAUUAUUCCAUGUUCUGUAUUCUGAUUGGAUGGAAAGACACAUUUAAAGAGUGGAAGUGAAACAGGCUAAAUGAAAUCCCAAACUCCCAGACCUUUUUUUUCUUGUACACUGACAAAACUGUUUCGCUUAAAAUAUGUGACAACGUCUGCUGACAAGGUGGGCUUGUUCUGUCUUUGAUGAGAUCUCUCACUGAACAUUAAGAGAGUUGACGGCAAAACUGGAUUGGAAAGUUGCAAUUUGACAAUUUGAUUAAUUAAUUAACGGUACUUCUUUGAAUAGAUAUUAUUUGCGACACAUUUGCUAAUGCAUAACGCAGCUCUUAUGUUUCUGGAACACAUUUGCCUUAUUGAGUCCCAGCUUUUUCCUAUUCAUCGUUUUUUUUUUUUCAUCCUUCAGGGCACCGAAUUGGCAAUUUCUCAAAUAACUGUUGAAUUAUAUCACUUGUCUAUUUAAUGUCGGGAUGAUUGUGCGGUGACACAGGGAGGCUCUGGGAGGGGGAAAUCUCUGCAUCACAGGCACACUUCCUUGGAGAUGUAGAGCCUGUUAAAGUUAGGGAAAAAAAAGAGAUGUGACCAAGGCCACAGUUAAAAUGAAAUGAAAGAAGAGCAAACUAGACUGGUGUUGCAUGCUUCAGCAGCUGAAUCAAGCACACACUCUACUUUACAAUAUCACUACGCUAUGACACAUCACAGCCACACACUUACUUACUGUAGACAUGGAGUGUUUGAUCGAGCUACUUUUGUGGCUGGAGUCACUUUGCAGUAGAGGGUACUGUGAGUAAAAUCCACAAUAAAACAGUGUGGUAUAUAUUUACAGUUUUGUAUAAUGUUAGUUCAAGUAAUAUUUUUGAGAAAGGAUCUGCAAAGGGAAUCUUUUAAGUGAGUAAACAGGCCUGUUUACCGAAAAUGGUCUCAUGCUCGUAUUAUAAGUCUCGUCCCAUUUUAUUCACUUAUGCCUCAUUAAAAUGUAACAAUAUAUUGUGAUAAUAAUUAAGAUGUUAUUACUCAAAAUGAAUUCAGUGGGUUCAAGAUCUGAACACAGACGUGUCCGUGAAUUGAAAGCUGAGAUAUUUCAAAUCUGAAAUUCAAAACCUCAGUUGAUCUAUCUUGUGUUGUGUUAAGGAAGUGGGUUUCAGUCCUGAGCAGGUCCCUUGUUGUUGAUUGUUGUUGAACAUUAUACACUGUGCAAUCUGCUAGUCUGUAAAUGAGACAGUUAUAUCUGCUUAGUUACAAUACAUUUCAGUGGAGACAUUUCAUAACGUUUCACAGUGUUUGGACAGGUUGCCAAUUAAUCUCAAAGUAACUGACAAACAGCCAUACUGUAACUUCUGUUGCCACACGUGUCACAUGUUGUACUGUAGGACUUGUUUAUUGUAUCACUGCAGUACAGUUUGGUAAAGUAUUGAAGUGUGUUUUCAACUCUGCAGGGUGCAUGCACGCUCCAAGAUCCAGACGUGUGCAGGACAAAAAGAAUUCUGUUGUUUAAGGUUGCUCAUUUAGAUAAAAAUGUAUGGUGUAAUUGUCCAGGUUACAAUUUGAGCCUACAAUUUAAAGAUAACUUAUUUUUUUUUAAACAUGGUGCCCAAAUGAAAGAUAUAUUCUUUCCUUAUUGGAGUUUCAAAUGUUAUUGAUUUUCACCCUAAAAAUACAAUCCCUGACUUAUUGGAGUCAUCUCGCUCUAGCACAUUUACCCUCUAUUUGGCCAUUAUACUCCUCAGUACAUCUUUUCUCCAAGGUUUUCUUGCAGCAGCUUAAUUCUAAACAGUCAACUGUGAUCACAACUUUGGCGCCUAAUUAGUCCCAGAAAAUCUUGUAGCGUGCAUGUACCCAUAGUGAGGAAACUCAUCAUCAUUCAUAACUUUUGUUUUUGCACAACCCAUUUUCAAUAAAAAAAAAACCUUUCUGAAACAA
Molecule: messenger RNA, 5401 nt
Organism: Perca flavescens (yellow perch)
Lineage: Eukaryota; Metazoa; Chordata; Actinopteri; Perciformes; Percidae
Gene: pvrl2l
Product: PVR cell adhesion molecule related 2 like
Exons: 7
Coding region: 384-2021 (545 amino acids)
Source: RefSeq, a predicted model, not a curated record